GAGAUGUUAUUUGUUCAGCUAGCCGGUGGCGGCGCUGUUGAGCCGUGACUCUAUUAUUUUGCUUGAAAUCUACGAAGAAGAUUGACAAACUCACCAUGGCGGAAACACAGAAGCGGCCAGGAGCUUCUCCUGAGGAUGAAGCAGCUGAAGUCAUAGCGACAUUUAUGGUACCCAAGAAGGAAAUUAGCAUGGUUCCCGACAUGGGCAAGUGGAGGCGCUCUCAGGCAUAUGCUGACUAUAUGGGCUUCAUUCUGGCUCUGAAUGAAAGUGUAAAGGGAAAGAAGCUGACAUGUGAAUAUAAAGUUUCUGAGACAGUGGAGAAGCUAAUAGAUCUUUUGGGGACUCUGGACCGAUGGAUAAACGAGACGCCUCCUGUUGACCAACCAUCUCGCUUUGGGAAUAAGGCUUUCAGAAGCUGGUUUGCCAAACUAGAACAGGAAGCAGAAGACCUGGUGUCAGCACUGCUUCCUCUUGACAAACAAGCUGCAGCUCCAGAAAUAGCAGUCUACUUGAAAGAGUCUGUGGGGAACUCCACCAGGAUAGACUAUGGAACAGGCCAUGAAGCAGCUUUUGCGUCAUUUCUUUGCUGUCUAUGCAAAGUUGGAUCGCUCAAGGUAGAUGAUCAGCUGGCCAUUGUUUUCAAGGUUUUUAACAGGUAUCUUUCUGUGAUGCGGAAACUUCAGAGGACCUACAGAAUGGAACCGGCUGGAAGCCAAGGUGUAUGGGGCCUCGAUGACUUCCAGUUUCUGCCUUUCAUAUGGGGCAGUGCGCAAUUUGUUGAUCACCCAACUCUAGACCCUCGCCACUUUGUUGAUGAGAGAGUGGUAAAUGAACAUCACCAUGAUUACAUGUUUCUGGAGUGCAUCAAAUUUAUAAAUGAGAUGAAGACUGGCCCGUUUGCAGAGCACUCCAACCAGCUGUGGAACAUCAGUGCUGUUCCUUCCUGGUCCAAAGUUAACCAAGGCCUGAUCCGAAUGUAUAAGGCUGAGUGUUUGGAGAAGUUUCCAGUGAUCCAGCACUUCAAAUUUGGCAGCCUGCUGCCGAUCCAGCCGUCAAAGCCUUGAUGCUCAUGGAUAAAUUCAAUUAAAAAAAAACACAAAAAUCCCCAACCAUUUUCCCAUCAUCAUGUAAAGAUGUGAUCCUGAAAGCUUGCUUGACCAAGCGUGAGAGGUAGGAUCGCCUCAUGAGCACCUACUACUAUUUGCAACAGAACAAGCUCAUUAUGUUUUGAAUGAAAUACCUGACAAAUGUUACAUUUGUGCUUGGUUCCUGCCAUAUUGCAACCCUAACCAAAUUGCCCAAGACUCUAAGGUCCUUCAGUGGGGUUCUUCAAGUACUUCCAGGUGUCAGAUGUGAACAGAUUUGUCUUAAAUUCUUGUACAAAUCACACAUCAUGUAUGAUGACAUCUAAAAGCAUAUUUCUAUUUUUUUGUCUUGUUAUUUAUGGACUGGAUAAACUUUGGAUCUGACUCCAUGAGUGGAGGGAAUGAUAGAGCUUUUUAAAUGAAGGCUUGAGUUGCCUUCAAAGUACUAGAGAGCUCUCAAGAGGUGGUCUUUGUAAGUACUGUAUUGCUUUUUAAAGUCCACGCUCCUGUCCAUCCCAACAUUCAAGUUCAUGUCCACAAGGACAUAAAAAAAGCACAUUUCCCCCCAAAAAAUAUCCAACCACUCAAGUGGAGUUGUGAAAAAGGUGUAUCCACAUAAGAACACAUUUGCCAGCUGUCAGAAGCAUGAAAAAGCAACCAAAAUCAGUGCUUAUUCAAGUAUUUAAUUCACCUCUGCGUCAUGUACGUGUCGCACAGGUCAAAAAAUAAAAUCAAUACCUGUAAGUCAAUAACUUUAUUACUGGUGUUCCGUUUUUAAAUAAGAUUUGUAAACAUGAGAUAAUGUCAUAUACCUGUAUGUAUUAUGUCUCAAGAGGAACAACUGUUUUACCUGUCAAUGCAAAAGCGCUGAAGCCAGAGUUUUUUGAUGUCCUUGCGCUGGUUGGAAUUUUCGUUAAAAGCUCACUUAUUAAGGACAAGAACCUGUAUGUUUCCGUGUGGACAAAAGGCCAAAACGCAUAGAAAAAAAUUGCAUUUUCUAAAUUUCCGUGUUGGCGUGGGCAUAGUCUAAGUAAUCUGGAUAACUGCUAAGACAUAAUUAGCCAUGAGUAUUUCUGCCUUGUUAGUUUUUUUUUAUAUUUGUUUUGUUUUUUUCCCAAUGUAGGGUAAGGUUGAAAUUAAACACUUUAGUCUAAAUUCUGUCACUUAUUAGCCACUGUUUAUCUUUCCUUUUGAGGUCAAAUGAAUAAAUGAUUUUGAUUGUGCUGUUCAGUCCCGUAUUCCACAGAGUGUGACGACCAAGGGGAAAAGUCCUGUAUAACAGAAAGAGAGAGAAUAAUAAAUACAUGAAUAGUGUUA
Entelurus aequoreus (snake pipefish) is the source of this 2402-nucleotide messenger RNA. It is a transcript of the gene ptpa, whose product is annotated as protein phosphatase 2 phosphatase activator. Bases 96 to 1064 code for a protein of 322 amino acids. The record is from RefSeq and is a predicted model, not a curated record. Gene Ontology annotation, biological process: mitotic spindle organization. Lineage: Eukaryota; Metazoa; Chordata; Actinopteri; Syngnathiformes; Syngnathidae. The transcript is spliced from 10 exons. Gene Ontology annotation, cellular component: nucleus; cytoplasm; protein phosphatase type 2A complex. Gene Ontology annotation, molecular function: peptidyl-prolyl cis-trans isomerase activity; protein tyrosine phosphatase activator activity.